UAAACAAAAAUCCUGAAUACAAAUUGCCAUUCUGGCAAGGAGCGGAACUGAAACUCUUGACAGCUUAGACGUCACAAGUUUGACAAACACAGCAAAAUGGCGGCUGCACCGUCCAGUUUAGGGACACACUUUGCGGAAGAACUGUCGUGCAGCAUCUGCCUGGAGCUGUUCACUAGGCCCAAGGUGCUGCCCUGUGGACACACCUUCUAUCAGGACUGUCUACGGGACCUUGCAGGGAGGGGAGGGACUUUCAAGUGCUCAAUAUGUCGUCAGAAAAUCAGACUGCCACCCCAGGGGGUCGCAGAUUUCCCCGACAGUCACAUCAUUGCCAGUAUGUGUGAGAGACUGCAACAACAGACUUCACAGUCAGGGGAAACAAGGGAACAACAUCAGUCUGGUAACAGGUGCAGCUCUCACCCCUCUGAGGUGCUCAAACUCUACUGUAAACAAUGUCACAUUCCAAUUUGUACACAGUGUUUAGAGGAGACUCAUGAUGAUCAUCUCACAACAACCGUCAAGAAAGCUGCACAGGAAAGAAGUGCAACAGUCCAGGCCUUGAUCAAUGAGGGGAGGGACAUCGUGGAAAGUUACUUAAGCUUCCUCAGAAGUCUGAGGGAAGAGGAGAAAACCCUGAAUGAAAAGAAACAGCAGAGAGACAACAGCAUCAUUCAGGCCUACAACCAAAUGGUGCAGAAACUCACAGAGAGAAGAGACCACCUCUUGUCUAAAUCAACAGAAAACCACACAAAAAACUUGGGCAGAAUACAGACUGAAAGGGACAGAGUGUUGGCAGAUAUCAAUGAACUGUCUGCUGCCUGUGAUCGAGCAGAACAAGAACUGAAGCAGGAAUGGGUCGAGUUUCUCAGUCAGCAAAUGGCUUUGACAGAGGUGGUAAGAAAAUACAGAAGAAAAGCAGCACCAACUCCUGUACAAACCCAGCCUGCUGUCUUUCAGCCCACAGAUACCCCCGUGCCAGUAUUGGGACAUGUGACGGUCCAGUCUCUCCCAUCUGCACCAAUCCCAGCAGCACCUGCAGCAAGGGGCACAGGUCAUCACCAUGGAAACCAAAGGCAAUCCACCCAGUCUCUCCCAUCUGCACCAAUCCCAGCAGCACCUGUAUCUCGUGAGGAUGCAGCAUGGGGCACAGAUCAUCACCAUGGUAACCAAAGGCAAAGGGAGCAACAGCCACAGAGGGUGACAUUACAUGUAUUUGAAUCGCUUGAUCGAGACCCCUCGUUUUCUGAGUCAGAUCCAUUUGGUGUUACAGUGUCAGGUACAUUUUGUCACGAGAGGGUCUUUUUAACAGAAUACAAAAACUAUAGAGUCCAAGUCUUCACCCUGCAGGGAGCAUUUCUCAGCCAGUUCCCAACAGUUGUGUCAGGUGAAGAGAAGAUGAAACCGCAUGAUGUUACCAUUGAUAAGGAGGAAAAUUUGUGGGUGGUGGGGAACACAGACUCCACUGACAUAGCUGUUCAGUAUGACAAUCAGGGCGUGGUACUUAGGACAUUUGACCUGCAAAUGACAAGGUGGGCCAGAGGAGUUGCCGUGGACACCAGGAGGAACCACAUCCUCAUCACACAAACCACAGGAGACAGGGACAACCGACAAUGUGAAGUUCAGGUGUUCAGGCCAGAUGGAACACUUGUGAGAACUGUGGGUCAGCAGCAGGGGAUGAAGUACCCAGUGCACAUCACUGUGGACAGGGAUGGGAACAUUCUUGUGUCAGACUGUGAGAAUCACUGUGUCUAUGUGUACAAUGAGGAUGGACAGUUUCUGUUCCAGUUUGGAGGUAAGGGAAGUGGUGAUGGUCAACUAAAGCAUCCCCAAGGCAUCUGUACAGACGGACAGGGUAACAUCAUUGUGGCUGACUAUGGAAACCACCGUGUGGAGAUGUUUGACAAGACAGGAAAAUUUCUCUUCUUCAAAGCAACAGGCAUGAAGAGUGAGCCACGGGCUGUUGCUAUGACAUUACAUGGACAGCUGGUAAUACCUAAAAAGAUAUCAAAAGAUAUCAGAUUCAAAAGAUACAAAUUCAGCUUAUACUAGAACCUCCAAAUGUGAGUGAACCAAAGCCAAUCUGUAGAGAGUAGUAGUAAGUGCAAAUUCCUUUGUUGUUUAAAGCUCAUUGCCCAUUUUAUCCCAGCACCAAAAUUCAGGUCAUUUGAAAAAAAUAAUCAAUCUGAUUGACGAAAUCUG
Molecule: messenger RNA, 2196 nt
Organism: Branchiostoma belcheri (Belcher's lancelet)
Lineage: Eukaryota; Metazoa; Chordata; Leptocardii; Amphioxiformes; Branchiostomatidae
Product: tripartite motif-containing protein 3-like
Exons: 1
Coding region: 97-2046 (649 amino acids)
Biological process (GO): protein polyubiquitination; negative regulation of translation; proteasome-mediated ubiquitin-dependent protein catabolic process
Molecular function (GO): translation repressor activity; protein binding; ubiquitin protein ligase activity
Source: RefSeq, a predicted model, not a curated record